Rotaria sordida is the source of this 885-nucleotide messenger RNA. The record is from the annotation of a GenBank genome assembly. Lineage: Eukaryota; Metazoa; Rotifera; Eurotatoria; Philodinida; Philodinidae.
AUGCUAGGAAGGAUUUCAAAUACUGAAGGAUUGAAUCGUUCAUCAUAUGAAUUAACGACUAGUGGACUUUAUCGUAAUGAUAAUACUACUAGUCGAGUUGAUCGAUAUAAAUAUAAUCUUAGUUCUUACGAUGUUUUAGAACCAAUGGCUGAUAAAUAUGCUUCAAUUGAAACUACAGUAGCAGCUCAUGAAUGGACUAAUGAUACGGUGAUUAAUACAAAUAGUCCACAAGAAACCAAUUAUUAUCUGGAAAAAUCCUGUACGGAUAUUUAUCGCGAUCCUAAUCCAAAAAUUAUUCGACAGCCACUAAAACAACGAGUUCUUGUUCGAUAUCUUCAACUACCAAGUCUUCCACCACCAGGACCACUCAUUAUUAAAGAAGUGCGUCCACCACCGCCACCUCCACUUGUCAUACGCGAACAUGCAUCAACUCUUCGCCAACAACCCCCACUUAUCUUACGUGAACGGCCACCAACACUACCAAAACGUAUUCCUAGUGAAAGAAUUACUCGUCACUUACCUGCCAUGCCUACUCCACCACGAUCAGUCAUCAUUGAACGUUAUCCAUCUCUUGCAGAGAUACCACGUGAUAUUAUAAUUGAGCGAUGGAUUCCCUAUGGACCUCAACGUCAAAAUGAACGCCGUACAGUUGUUGAACGUGCUCCUCCUGCUAUAGAAUAUCCACCUCCACAGAAUACGAUUGUUAUUUAUGGUAUGUAUGCUCUUCGCCGAAAAAAACUUCGUCGAAACCCAGAAAAUCCUGCCGAUUAUAUAGCUCGUUAUGGGGGAUCACUUCUAGAUUCAGCGACACUUGUUCAAAUGGCUCGUAAUGCUGGUGUUCAUGAAGAUAUAUCGCCUCCGGACACUCAUCUUGAAUAUAUAUAA